AUUUAUAGCAAUAAAUCAAUUCUUAAAUAUUUAUAAUAUGAAAUGGGAGCUUUAUUAACGGACCUGACAGCGUCGUUUUCUUUCAUUAUCCUUUUAGCAGCCAGUGCGAUUAGUUCAGAGCAAAUAUGUAUAGACAAAAAUACAACUGUAGAUACCUGUCAGCAACAAGGAGUCAACAUCAGCUGUCCAUCUGGCAGUGUUAUAUAUCGACCUGAUAUAAAGGCAGCGAGUGAACCCUGUAAUAACAAAAACCCAUCUUGCAAAGAAAAGACGGUAGAACUCCUAGUUGAUACUUCCGAAUGUUACUGGAAGCAACGUUGUAAGAUUAGAUUCCCGACAACGCCAUUAUUAAAAUGUUUUACCGAAGUGGAAUCUCUGUACAUCCACAAUUGGCAGUGUGUUGAUAUGACGAAAAGUCCACACACAUAUGUAGGGCAAAUCUGUGACAGUAAAAUAGACCUAGGUUCAAAUAUUAAACAAGGAAUUAUACGAAGUCACGACAGCAUUCCAUGGCUUUAUGGCAAAGAUACAUUCACUGACUAUCUAGAUACAACGUUAACUGCUCGGUGUACUAAAACCAUCCACUUAAGACCAGUGGCAGAUGAACGAUUUCUAGUAUCUGUUGACUUGAUGAACAUAGAUGAGGACAAUGACCAUUUUAGUAUUAAUGGAGUACAAGUGUCAAACAACAGUUACCAAAGGGAAUUUUCUGCUGCCGAUACGAAGAUCGUGUUUAGUUUUACAUCAGAUCCUGCCACAACAAAAGGAGGAUCUGGCUUUCUUAUAUGCUUCAAACGAUUGAAUGUUGGAGAGAGAGGAGCAAAAAAUAUGUCGGCAUGUGAUGGGCUUAUAUCAACAGCUAACCAUGCUAACCAACCAGUUGAUAUGAUUCAAACGACGCAUGACUUUUGUCUGAAGAAAAAAAGAAUAAACAAACUUGUCGAAGAACGCGAAAAAGACGAAGCCUGUAAACAAAUGAUGUCUCUGUAUCAUAUUUCUACACAAAUGCCUGUUUCAUAUACACAACUAUCAACUGAAACCCCAGUCAUCUCGGAUAAAUUCUGUACAAAGUGCUUAAAGAGAAAAAGGCUUGGAAAGAAAUGCAAACGAAAAUGCUGUAAAGGGAAAGAUGUACCAAAUAAAUGUACCAAAGCUAAAGAGAAAAAGUGCAACCUACGUGGAAAACGUUUAAACAAGCUAUGCAAGAAAUGUGAAAAUGCAACAAGAUGUAAAAAGAAGUUUAUAAAAAGAUGCAACAGUUGUUGUGCCAGACAUAAAAAUAUUUUGUCUAAAUGCAAGAAAUCUAGAAAAAAGACAAAUAAAAGAAGAAAGAACAGAAAAGGGAGUAGGGGAAAGGGACGAAAGCAUUUAAGUAAAAAUGAUAAGAAGAAAAAGAAUCAAUGAAACUAAAGAACCUGUGUGACGGUUCAAUAACUAUCAAACAGUCUUUCAUAAUAGAUAAGUCACAUUAGCUAUUGAUCAGGGUCGUUAAAACAAGAUUGGCAAAGAUAAAAUAAUUUGUAAAUUUUGUUCGUUAAAUUCGAUUGAAGAUAAAAAUUAAUUUUCUUACGGAAUGCCCAACAUUCGAACAACAACGAUAAGUUAUGUUAGAUUCUGCUUUAAAAUAUGUAUUAAUUUUUAAAAUCGUAAAUACAGAAAAUAAUUUAUUUGGCUUCUUUCAUGUGAACAUGGAGAAAUAUGCAACACUGUGGCUUUGAUUUGUUAUGAAUGUUUUACAAUAAGAAAACAACUGUUAUAGUUAUAACUUAACUUCAAAUUGUCAUUAUCAUUAUUGAUUCUUUACUUAUGUCUAUUUAUUAUGUAACAUGCCCUUUAUGGACCGAUGAUUGAUUUAAUAAAGCAGUUCAAUAACAAAGAACAUUCAAUUUAA
Mytilus californianus (California mussel) is the source of this 1891-nucleotide messenger RNA. RefSeq lists its product as uncharacterized. The record is from RefSeq and is a predicted model, not a curated record. The transcript is spliced from 5 exons. The coding region runs from base 43 to 1404 and encodes 453 amino acids. Lineage: Eukaryota; Metazoa; Mollusca; Bivalvia; Mytilida; Mytilidae.